Pseudozyma hubeiensis SY62 is the source of this 393-nucleotide messenger RNA. RefSeq lists its product as hypothetical. Lineage: Eukaryota; Fungi; Basidiomycota; Ustilaginomycetes; Ustilaginales; Ustilaginaceae. The record is from RefSeq and is a predicted model, not a curated record. The coding region runs from base 1 to 393 and encodes 130 amino acids. The transcript has a single exon.
AUGUCGAGGCCGGGAAGGAAGAGGCGCGGCCUGGUGUGCACUGCGGAACAAGCCAGCAGCGCAACCGUGGAUGCCGCAUCUUGCUGUCGAGGCGGAUGUCGUCGGGGAUCAAGAUUUAGCCAACUCAGCCUGCUCAUCGAUCUUCGCUGUUCCGGUCGAGGAAGGAGAAAAGCGCAGAAAGCAGGAGUGGUGUCGUCGCGUCGAGGUCAAGAUUUGCAUGUGUCAGAAGGCUCAUCGACGAUUUCAGUGAGACCAGUACACUGUAAAACUAGCUUCUGUGACGAAAUGAAGUCCGUGGAACACAGCGCCAGUGCUUCGACAAAGGUCGUUUAUCCUUCGAAUGCGGAACAGAAAGAAUCCGGCUUCGAUUCCGCAACCGUCCAAGCCGCUUGA